Molecule: messenger RNA, 6318 nt
Organism: Acipenser ruthenus (sterlet)
Lineage: Eukaryota; Metazoa; Chordata; Actinopteri; Acipenseriformes; Acipenseridae
Product: dihydropyrimidinase-related protein 5
Exons: 13
Coding region: 16-1896 (626 amino acids)
Cellular component (GO): cytosol; cytoplasm
Molecular function (GO): hydrolase activity, acting on carbon-nitrogen (but not peptide) bonds, in cyclic amides
Source: RefSeq, a predicted model, not a curated record
AUUUUGCUGAGCUGAAUGGUCGAAACGUUAUUUGAUUGGCUCUUUGUUCUCUCACGUACGCGUGCCAUUUGUCAAGAUGCUGUGAGGAGGCUCUGGUUUUUGGCCAAGUGCAGCAUCUGCAGGUUUACCCGUGCCAGUUGUCACCAGUUUCCAGAAAAAGGAAGAAGCAAGAAGGCGGCAUUGGAAAUAAGCAACCUGAGGAUUAUGGCCGCCAAUUCCGCUACUGUGCGGAUUCUUAUAAAAGGAGGGAAGGUAGUGAACGAUGACUUCACUCAGGAGGCAGACGUUUACAUUGAGAAUGGGAUUAUUCAGCAGGUGGGCCGGGAGCUCAUGAUCCCCGGGGGGGCAAAGGUCAUCGACGCCACUGGCAAACUGGUCAUCCCGGGGGGCAUCGACACCAGCACCCACUUCCACCAGACGUUCAUGAACGCCACCUGCGUGGAUGACUUCUACAACGGCACCAAGGCUGCACUUGUUGGAGGAACCACCAUGGUGAUAGGCCACGUGUUACCAGACAAAGACACUUCCCUGCUGGAGGCCUAUGAGAAAUGUCGAGCCCUGGCUGACCCCAAGACCUGCUGCGACUAUUCCCUCCAUGUGGGGGUCACCUGGUGGGGGCCCAAGGUGAGGUCUGAGAUGGAGACCCUAGUGAGGGAGAAGGGAGUGAACUCGUUCCAGAUGUUCAUGACCUACAAGGACCUGUACAUGCUGCGGGACAGUGACCUCUACCAGGUCUUCCGCACCUGCAAGAAUAUCGGGGCCGUGGCGCGAGUCCAUGCAGAGAACGGGGAGCUGGUGGCGGAGGGUGCCAAGGAAGCUCUGGAUCUUGGUAUCAGUGGACCUGAAGGCAUCGAAAUCAGCAGGCCAGAGGAGCUCGAGGCAGAGGCAACCCAUCGUGUCAUUACGAUCGCUAACAGAACUCAUUGUCCCAUUUAUCUGGUUAAUGUGUCCAGCAUGUCUGCAGGAGAUGUUAUUGCAACUGCUAAGAUGCAAGGGAAGGUUGUCCAUGCAGAGACGACCACAGCCCAUGCUGUCCUGAACGGACUGCAUUACUAUCACCAGGACUGGUCACAUGCGGCAGCCUACGUCACUGUGCCUCCACUUCGACUGGACCCAAACACGCCGAACUACAUCAUGAGCCUGCUUGGCAAUGACUCUAUAAACGUUGUAGCCUCAGACCACCGUCCCUUCACCACCAAGCAGAAAGCAAUGGGAAAGGAAGACUUCACUAAAAUCCCACAUGGCGUCAGUGGUGUCCAGGACAGGAUGAGUGUUAUCUGGGAAAGAGGAGUGGUGGGAGGCAAGAUGGAUGAAAACCGCUUUGUUGCCGUGACGAGUUCAAACGCUGCGAAGAUUUACAACCUGUACCCGAGGAAGGGCAGGAUCAUCCCCGGGGCUGACGCAGACGUCGUGGUCUGGGACCCAGACGCCACAAAGACCAUCUCAGUGAGCACCCAGGUGCAGGGCGGGGAUGUCAACCUGUAUGAGAACCUGCGCAGCCACGGAGUGCCGCUGGUCACCAUCAGCCGUGGGAGAGUGGUCUCCGAGAACGGGGUGUUCAUGUGUGCUGAGGGGACCGGCAAAUUCUACCCCCUCAGGACCUUCCCUGACUUCCUGUACAAGAAGAUGGUACAAAGAGAAAAGUGCCAAACCCUGAAGGGUGUGGAGCGUACUCCGUACGCUGGUGACGUGGCAGUGGUCUCAACUUCUGGGAAGGAGUCGGGACCCCCGGACGGUGACGCUGCAGCCAGACCUUCAACAAGGCACGGAGGCAUGAGGGACCUGCAUGAGUCCAGCUUCAAUUUAUCUGGUACCCAGACUGAUGAUCAUAUUCCAAAGAGAUCUUCUGCCAGGAUUCUGGCUCCCCCUGGUGGCAGGUCCAGCGGAAUUUGGUAACCAUGGAAAACCCCCAAACUCGGGACCAAAUACAGCAGCAGAUUUCAAUAAAAUAUCGCUACUGUGCCGCAACACUUAACUAAAUGAAGGAGGAACAAAAAGUACUGCACUGAUUUUUAUAACGUGCUUAGAAUAUCCUAAACAUAUACUGUACUUUUAAAAGAGAAAGGCACUUUGGUUUCUAAUUGGACACAAACUAGAAUUAGCUGCUUAGGGACCGAUCGAAACAAUGUGUAUUUGAAAGAUUGGCUGCUGAUACUGUAUGUGAUAAACAAUGAAGCGGAUGUCCCUGGCUAUAAUUAACAUGUUUUUAGGAAGGAAAUGUUUUCUUAAAUUAAUGGUGAUAAGGAAAGGCUGAUCAAAUAAAAGAUCAUUCAUUUAUUAUUAUUUUUAAUUCUGGAGGUUCAGCACUUAGUAAAUCUGUUAGUAAAAUAUCUCUAGCCAGAAUGUUUUUUUUGUUUGGGUGCUACAGUACAGUGUGUGUUGGCUGGGGUUAUGUAGCAGUACUAGAAGCUGAACAAUACAUAGUGCUUUUGCUGCAGAGUAGUCCUGAUGCAAUGUGCUUUUUGUCAUGGUGUCUCCUUGUUGCUCCAACAGUAUGUCAAAGUCCAGAAAAAUAGGACUUUCUUUAUUUAACAAAUGGGACUGUUAGCCAAGAAAACACAGUUUCAACAUGUAUGUAAUUUAUUUUAUGAAGUCCUUUAUUAAAACAUCUGUGUUAAAGAAGUGAUACCCAAUCAUUACCUCUUAUUAGCUUCAGCAACCCCACUCCCUAGGGGCAUUUUGUGCCUAGUCUGAUUAGACCAGGAAGAGUUAAUAUUACAAAGAUGACUGCCCCCCCCCCCCCCCCUUAAAUGAGCCCCAAUGGUUCAAUUUGUGAGUUGUAAUUCAAGCACAAUCACACAUUUAAGCACUGUAAUCUGUGGCACAAAAAUAUUGAUUAAUCAAGUGUGGCUUUAUUCAUUUUAUCUGAUCAAAGAUCAGAUUUUUCAUUUUUGUCUUCAAAGUUUAAAGUAUCAGUGGGUUAUCUUUUAUACUGGCCAAACUAUUCAGAUAUCUGGAUCUUUUCUGGCUUCAUAUACCAGUAACAGUAUGAGUUAUUAUUUUUUUUCAUAUAUUAAUAAAAAAAUGAAUAAAAUAAGCAAAGAGCUUGUGCUAAUAUGAGGGAAGAACACUGAUUUGGGUAUCACUGCCUGUCUGGAUUCUUGGGAUGUAAUUGGUCAUACCCUGCACUGUAAUAGUAUUAAAAAAUAGUCAUACUAAUGGAGGACAACAGAUUAGUGUCGAAUGUGCAUUUCUUUGAUAAAAGGAAGUCACAGAGCACUGGUUUAGGCAAUCGUUUUACGUUUUAAAGGCUUUUCAAGAUUAUUAGACAUUUAAAACAAUAACACGUAUAGUUAACAUUAUAAGAAAUGUGAUCUCUUUCACUACAGAAUUAAGUUAAUGUACCCUAUACUCAAAGCUUAUUUAAACAAUAUCAUGUCCUGUUCACAAAACUGUAGGGAAGGUUAUGUUAAGGAUGGUUUUAAGAAUACAGUAUCCUGUAUUGCUUCAAAGAUUACCGGUAUACUUUUUUUUUUUUUUUUAACUGUAGAAUGAGAAAUCCAAUAGAAGUAACUGAACUGUUUUUGCAAAACACAUUUUACUUUAGUUUAAAUAUUCAUUAGCAAAGCAAUCUAUUGUUCAUUGUUCAUUAUCUAGAUAGAGGUGAUGGUUUGAACUUCACGCUGCUCUCUGUUAUCUAGAUAGAGGUGAUGGUUUGAGCUUCACGCUGCUCUCUGUUAUCUAGAUAAAGGUGAUGGUUUGAGCUUCACGCUGCUCUCCGUUAUCUAGAUAGAGGUGAUGGUUUGAGCUUCACACUGCUUUCCAUUAUCUAGAUAGAGGUGAUGGUUUGAGCUUCACGCUGCUCUCCGUUACCUAGAUAGAGGUGAUGGUUUGAGCUUCACGCUGCUCUCCGUUAUCUAGAUAGAGGUGAUGGUUUGAGCUUCACGCUGCUCUCCGUUAUCUAGAUAGAGGUGAUGGUUUGAGCUUCACGCUGCUUUGCGUUAUCUAGAUAGAGGUGAUGGUUUCAGCUUCACUCUGCUCUCCGUUAUCUAGAUAGAGGUUUUGGGUUUAUUUUGUAAAUUGCUUCUUCCAUUUAGCUUGCAUAAGUUAACUUGUAUUAAGAAGUAAAAUGCAAAUUUAUAAACUGUAUUUCCACAUAUAUUUUCCAUGUUGGCAGCCGACUUCAGUCAUAUCUUGGGAAUGAUUAAGUUUUUUAUUUUUUUUAUUUUAUUAUUUUUUUAAAUUUAGUCGUCGCCAGUGGCUUUUAACCUGGUUCUCUCCCCAAUUUGGAAUGCCCAAUUAUUAUUUUUAUUCUGGUUCACCGCUGCAACUCCCGCGCUGACUCGGGGAAACGGCGGCAGAAACACAUGUCCUCCGAAACGUGUCCUGCUAAGCCGUCUUUAUUCGCGCUGCAGGUCUACAGCGAAGCCAUCAGACCCAUAGUGCCAGAGGACAACACAGAUCUGAGUGGCUUCUACAGCAGACCUGCAGGCGCCCUGUCGGCCACAAGAGUCGCUGGUGUGCGGUGAACAGAGGAUUACCCUGCCAACCUGAACCCUCCCCACCCGGGCGGCGCUCGGCCAAUUGUGCGCCGCCCCCUGGGAAUUUCCAGCCACAAUCAGCGAUGGCAUAACCUGGACUCGAACCAGGCUAGGGCGCAACCUGCACUCCACGCAGAGCGCCUUUACUGGAUGCGCCACUUGGGAGCCCCUGGGAAUGAUUACAUUUUUAUUAUCGUCCAGAGGUUCAUCAAAUAUUUCUGUAGUUCAUAUAAAGCAGCCAGAUCAAGGGUCAACAAAUGAGUCUGUUGUAACAAUUAACAGUACUACUGGACAGCAUGAAUAAAUCUUCAUUUUACAGGUCGCAUCAUUUUUAAAAACAAGAAAACAAACAAACGUGAUGUUUGAUUUGAUAAGCUGCGACCACAAACAUCACUAUGGAAUGGGAAAUUGAUUGUAUGUCCAUAGAUUUAUUGCAUGGCAUAAUUCCAUCCAUGACUCCUAAGACAGGUCAAUGUAAUAAUCCACUUCCCUCUGCACUAGAAGGUAUUUUUUUUUGUUUGUUUUGUUUUUUGAACCAGCGGAUGGAGUUAAUUAGUUAUGUCUUGUUUGGGUCACAAUGAAAUGAAUGGAUACAGUAAUGUUAGUUCUCUCCUGUGACAUGACAUUUUAAUAUAAAAUCUGAUUUUUACAUCUACAGUUUUAUUGGAAUUAAAAUGUAUGUUACUGAAAGUCAAUUGCAUCUGAUUCAUGUGAAAAUGAAAGCAAAGAAAUUGCGAGCACAGAGAACAAUUGUCUUUCUGCGCUACAUUUCAUUACAGUAAUAAAAUAAUAUAUAUUUACAUUCUGCUCAUUCCAGCUGGAAUUCUGUAGAACAAUGUUCAUUACAUCCAUGAUAUCUGUUGUUACUAAAACUUAACAACUAAAUCUGUUGCACAUAUUUUCUACAAUUUGGAACUGCAUCUGUAUUAUUACACAAAUCGAAUCCGUUUUAAUACUUUUGAAUAGUUUUCACAUUUUAAAAACAACCACCUACUGUACAUCUGUUUUCAUGAAGUUCCAUAUUGUGUGUUCUGUACAUACAAUAUUAGAUAGAGUGGUUGUAUAGUAUGAAACCGCAGCAUGCAAAUAAUAGACUGGAGCCAGUAUCAAAUACUUCCAGAAUAUCACAGUAGAAACAAUCAGUUUAUCACUUGAACUCAGAUUCUGCCGUGUGUCUCACACAAUUUCUGCAUGUGAUGUACUGAACUAAGAGAUGGAAAGCUUGAAAAGACUUUUGAUUUAACAAGUACUGUAUUUAGUAACUGGUAACAUGCUCUGUAAUAUCCUAUCAUAAGAUAAUGCAGUAUUUUCAUUUAUUUUCAUGACUAUUCACAAAAAGAGAAAUUUGAUUGCAAAAAAUGCUUUCACAAUUGUGUAAGAAAACUACAUAAAACUUUAAUGAAUACUAAAUUGUUCCAAGAAACACUAUUUUCUAAGGGUAGCUAGAACUUGUUAACUGGAUAAACUAGGAAAACACUGUCAUGUGUGUGUUGUUUUGUGAUGAUUUUCAGUUUAAAAAAUGUGUUGAAAGAAAUAUUAUUUAUACAUGGAUCUUAAAAUGUAUACAUUUGUUCUAUGAAGGCUGUUGCUCAUUAAUUGUUCUGUAGUCAUUGUUCUCAUCCCCAUUGUCACAAUAGCAGAUAGCAAGUACUGUGAGUGCAUGAGAGUAAAGCUUUUGUGUAAAAUUGAUGCUGGAAGAUUAUUAUUUUUUUUUUUUUAAGAGCACUUUGUGAAAAGUUUGAUUGUAUGUAUUUGUAGAGAAUCGUGUUGAAAGGUGAAUUCAAGCAAAUUAUGUUAACACAUGAAUGAGUGCUAAAUAAAAAUAAAAAACACAUAG